Microcebus murinus (gray mouse lemur) is the source of this 2381-nucleotide messenger RNA. Lineage: Eukaryota; Metazoa; Chordata; Mammalia; Primates; Cheirogaleidae. The record is from RefSeq and is a predicted model, not a curated record.
CCCCCUCCAGUGCGCCCUGUGGCCUUUCCGGUGUGUUCCUGCAGAGAGGCACCGAGGUCCUGUUCUCAGGGCCUUGGCUCGUGUUACGUCAUAGAUAUGCGCGUGUCGCUGCUUUGAGUACUUUCCUGGGCGGGAACAGCAAAAUGGCGCCAGAACUAGUGGCGGGUUGAGUACACCGUAUUCCUCGGAAGCCGGUCCUGCGGCCCUCUUGCCGCCCGGCCCCUCCCGGACAUGGAGGACGUGGAGGCGCGCUUCGCCCACCUCUUGCAGCCCAUCCGCGACCUCACCAAGAACUGGGAGGUGGACGUGGCGGCCCAGCUGGGCGAGUAUCUGGAGGAGCUGGACCAGAUCUGCAUUUCUUUUGACGAAGGCAAAACCACGAUGAACUUCAUUGAGGCAGCGUUGCUGAUCCAGGGCUCGGCCUGCGUCUACAGUAAGAAGGUGGAGUACCUCUACUCACUCGUCUACCAGGCUCUCGACUUCAUCUCUGGCAGGAGGCGGGCCAAGCAGCUCUCUGCGGCGCAGGAAGACAGGGCCAAUGGGGAUGCCAGCUCAGGGGCUCCCCUGGAGGCGGAGGAUGAGUUGCUGUCACUAGAUGACUUCCCGGACUCGCGGGCCAACGUGGAUCUGAAGAAUGACCUGGCACCCAAUGUGAGUGUCCCAGCCCCUUUACCUCGGGUGGGGCUGGCACUUCCCCUGGAGGUCCUCACCGUCCCCCUCCUGCCCAUGGCCCUGGUGGCCCCUGAUGAAAUGGAGAAGAACAACUACCCCCUGUACAGCCAUCAGGGCGAGGUCCUGGCCAGUCGGAAGGAUUUCAGGAUGAAUACGUGCACCCCCCACCCCAGAGGGGCCUUCAUGUUGGAGCCGGUGGGCACGUCCCCCGUGGAGCCCAUGGGCAUGUCCCCCAUGCCAAGGAGCCAGCAGGAUGCCGAGAGGCCUGAGGAGCAGCUGAUGGAAGUGUCUAUGUGCGGGAGUCCCGUUCCUGUGCCCGGCCUCUCCCAUGAGCCCGGCACCUCUCCAGAAGGCCCGAUGCCCAGUGGCAGGGGUGAGGACGAGGACGCAGAGGAGGCGGGAGAGCUCCCUGAGGCCACAGCCCCCCAGUGUCCCCUGGAGCCUGAGGAGCCCAGGAGCCCACAGCAGAGUGCUGCCCUGCCCAGGAGGUACCUGCUGCGUGAACGAGAGGGGGCCCCAGAGCCUGUGUCCCGGCUGAAGGAGACUCCAGACCCCUGGCAGAGCCUGGACCCUUUCGACUCCCUGGACUCUAAGCCCUUCAAGAAAGGCAGGCCUUACUCUGUGCCCCCUGGUGUGGAGGUGGCUCCAGGACAGAAGCGCAAGAGGAAGGGUGCUGCCAAGCUGCAGGACUUCCACCAGUGGUACCUGGCUGCCUAUGCUGACCAUGCUGACCACAGGAGGUCCCGGCAAAAGGGCCCAUCCUUUGCAGACAUGGAGGUCCUGUACUGGGAGCAUGUGCAGGAGCAGCUGAAAACCCUCCGGAAGCUGCAGAGGAGGGAGAUGGGCAAGCAGUGGCUGCCGAGGGUUGAGGAGAGGCUGUGGCCUUCAGAGGAAGACCGCCUGGAGGAUUCCCUGGAGGACCUGGGGGCAGCAGCAGAUGACUUUCUAGAGCCAGAGGAGUACGUGGAGCCUGAAGGGGCAAACCCCAGGGAGUCUGCUGCCGUGGAUGCAGAGGCCAUGCCGGAGUCCCUGAGCUAUGAGGAGCUGGUUCGAAGGAAUGUGGAGCUGUUCAUCGCCACCUCCCAGAAGUUUGUGCAGGAGACAGAGCUGAGCCAGCGUGUCAGGGAGUGGGAGGACACUGUCCGGCCCCUGCUCCAGGAGCAGGAGCAGCACCUGCCCUUUGACAUCCACACCUACGGGGACCAGGUGGUGUCACAGUUCCCACAGCUCAACGAGUGGUGUCCCUUUGCAAAGCUGGUGGCCGGCCAGCCUGCCUUCGAGGUGUGUCGCUCCAUGUUGGCCUCCUUGCAGCUGGCCAACGACUACACGGUGGAGAUUGCCCAGCAGCCGGGGCUGGAGACAGCCGUGGACACAAUGUCCCUGAGACUGCUCACGCACCAGCGAGCCCACAAGCGCUUCCAGACCUAUGCUGCCCCCUCCAUGGCCCAGCCCUGAGUGGGGAACACCGAGUGCUGCUUGGCCUCCAUGGACUGCUGGUAGAGACACACACAGAUGAAAACGCACCCCAUUUAAUGACAGCUUGUGGCAGCUCAUGAUAGCACGCUGCGGAAGGCAGCCAUGUGCCGCUGCACACUGUCUACGAUCUGCUCGGCUGACCUGCCCCGGCCAUAGUAGUCAGUGAAGAGGCCAUCUGGGUUGAGCAGGUAGAUGGCGAUGGAGUGGUCCACAAUGUAGUCUUGGUCCUCGUC